This is a messenger RNA of Populus euphratica (Euphrates poplar), 2063 nucleotides long. RefSeq lists its product as uncharacterized. The coding region runs from base 834 to 1766 and encodes 310 amino acids. The record is from RefSeq and is a predicted model, not a curated record. NCBI's taxonomy places the organism in Eukaryota, Viridiplantae, Streptophyta, Magnoliopsida, Malpighiales, Salicaceae. The transcript is spliced from 4 exons.
UCUAUUUUGAGCCAGUCCAUCAGCUUCCACCCUCUUCUUAAAAGUAGUCUCUCAGCGUCUCCUCUGAUCUCCUUCAAAUAUCAUACCGUAGCCGGCUCUUUGGAUAUCGCCGGAGAAAUGAAUAUUCCGGAUAUUACAUAUUCUAAUUCUAUACGCAAUGUCCGUGUUUCAGAUCAUCGCCGCCAUGUCUUCCACGAAAAGACUCUAAGCUAAAACCCAUUGUCUUCUCUUGCAUAGCUUCCAAGUUUUAAUAGAUUUUUUUUGUACACAAAUUUUGGUAGAAUUACUCUUUUUUCUUGAGGCUGUGAUUGGGUUUAGUAUAUUUUUUUUAUUUCCUUUUUUGAGCUUUUUGGAAGAGAGAGAUAAAUACUGGUAGGGAUCGGUUUUAACCAGUGCACAUUGAUUUUAAUGAAAUAUACGAAGUAAGAAUCAUCAGGAUCCGGAUAGGUCAUUGAUGAUUAGUCAGUCUCAGUCAGCGUGUAAGCAAGCAGGUCUGUACUAGUGUGUGAGAGAGCCCCCCUUGUUAACAUGGAGCAGCUGCAGAACUGACAAUCACCCAGUGUUUAAAACCAUAUAGCAAUCCAUCCUUGUUAACAUUCACUCUUUGUUAUGCCUUUCCCUAUGAAGAUCCAACCAAUAGAUAUUGAAUAUCAGGCACGGGUUCGUGCUGAACCAAACCGGUGCUGAAAUCGCGUCUAAAGAGGCUCUUUGACCGGCAGUUACCAAACGUGUUGCGGAUUUCCUCUGCGGACAAAGCACCAGAUAGUGAAGCUCCGUGUGGGAAUAACAGUAAAGAUGAUCAGUUUGAGCCGAGCUCGGUUUGUUUGGCUAAAAUGGUGCAGAGUUACAUGGAGGAAUCCAACGACAAGCCAUUUCGGGGCCGCCAUCGCUGCAAUUGCUUCAAUGGCAACGGCAUGGACAGCUCGGAUGAUGAAUUUGAUGUCUUUGGUAAUGGUUUUGGGGAAUCAAUGGGUACGGCUCCUUCUGGUGAUGCCUGUGAUUUUCUCAAGAGUUUGAUUCCUUGCGCGAGUGUUGCGGAGAGAAAUCUAUUAGCAGACACUGCAAUGAUUUUGGAGAAGAACAAGAAUCACAAACAGAAAGACGGUUUUUUGAGAAAGAUCGUAGCAGAUGGAUUGGCAUCUCUCGGCUACAAUUCUUCUAUUUGCAAAUCAAAAUGGGACAAAUCUCCCUCUUCCCCUGCCGGUGAGUAUGAGUACGUGGAUGUGAUAGUUGAAGGAGAGAGAUUGUUGAUCGAUAUCGAUUUCAGAUCGGAAUUUGAAAUAGCGAGAUCGACCGGGGCCUACAAGGCGAUCCUGCAAUCGUUGCCGUACAUCUUCGUCGGGAAAUCUGAGCGGCUUGGACAGAUUGUGUCGGUUGUCUCGGAGGCAGCCAAACAAAGCUUGAAGAAGAAAGGCAUGCACUUUCCUCCUUGGAGAAAAGCGGAGUAUAUGCGUGCUAAAUGGCUCUCACCUUGUACCAGAUUACACGAAAACGUUUCGAACAACAACAGCAACGAAACUGAAGAGCUAAAAGAGGAGUUUCCAGAGAGUGAUGAUUGUUGUGGGGAGUUCGAGCUGAUUUUCGGAGAGAAUUCGACGUUAGAUUCCGAAUCGUCCAUUUCGUCUCCUGAGAAAAGUUCCGGUGAGGGCGAGAAAGUGAAGGUGAGUACAGUGGCGUGGCAGCCACCGGCGGUGAAAUCGAAAGGUGUAGAGAGAGGAGCCAGGAUGGUGACUGGAUUAGCUUCUCUUCUGAAAGAGAAACCAUAAAAAAAUUUUGGAAUUUUUUGAGGUAUAAAAAAUAUAAGUUUUAUAUAUAAUUAUAAAUAUAUCCUUUUUUCCCCUUCUUUUUUUUUUGUUUGCGAGGUGAAGGGUUGUUUGUAAUCUGAGGCGGGUGAAUCUAUCGUCGAUGUAAUAAAUUAUCGAUGAUGUAAAUAUUAAAACAAUGUAAAAAAAAAAAAGUUAGAAAAAAAACUAAAAAUAUAAAAGCACCCGAGGAUCGAUCCUCGUUUCUCUAAAUGGCAGAUACUGCCUAUUAAAAAAUGGGGGUCUCAUGCCCAUUUUUCU